This is a messenger RNA of Mytilinidion resinicola, 1790 nucleotides long. RefSeq lists its product as uncharacterized. Lineage: Eukaryota; Fungi; Ascomycota; Dothideomycetes; Mytilinidiales; Mytilinidiaceae. The transcript is spliced from 4 exons. The record is from RefSeq and is a predicted model, not a curated record. Bases 176 to 1660 code for a protein of 494 amino acids.
AUUCAUUCAUUCAUUCUAGCUUACGCAACGCCUAUGCUUAUAAAUGUCUCAAGCUGGAAUAUCAUGAUGAAAGAGCCUUGCACUUUCGGGUUUCGUCUCUUUUGGAAUUGUAUAGCUACAUGACCUUUGCGCGAAGUACCUAAUUAUCCACCUGGGCAUAGUCACAGCUUUAAAUAUGACUUCAGAAGUACUUGAAAAUCGUCCUGGGAGAAAAGGAAUGCACAACUCCACUCCAGAAUAUCCAGAAUCGGACUUGGGAGAAGGAGAGAUUCAGUUCAUCACCGUCAGCCACCCGUCUCAGCUCAAAGGGAAGCCUGCUCAGAAAAUUAUUCGGAAACAUGUAAUGGGAGAAGUCGCAAAGGCAAAACGACGAGUUCAAAGAACGUAUCAAGUUUCCUCGAAUGAACAAUCUUUUAAAGGUGGAAAGGGGACGAAAGCUCUCUCCCUCUCAUGGCUAGGGGCAGGGGAGGUUGACCCUUUUGUGAAGUAUCCCAUUGAGCUGGAUGGGUCUUCCCGUGCGCUGGUCGCAAAUAUUUUCCAGGGCAAAGGAUCCGCACAGAGAGCGCUCCGAAACGCAUGGUACUCCGUAGGCUUAUUCGACUUUGCUGCGUUCCACCUCGUCCUCUCCAAUUCAGCGUUGGCAAUUCAGAUGCUCCGCAACGGGCUGAAGUUUGUCAACAACGAAGACUCAGAGGUCUUGAAGCACCAUGUGAUAGCCACUCGGUCAAUUAAUGCGAGACUUGCGAGUCCAGAUCAUCGGACGAGCGAUGGAGUUAUUGGUGCGGUCGCGGGACUUGUGUGCCAUGACUAUGUAUCUGGGCUAUAUGAGCGUUGGAGGAUACAUGUUAAUGGCCUGAAAGAGCUUAUUGCCCUACGAGGUGGUAUUGAUACUAUCAAACGAGAAGACUUGAGGGAUACGAUUACUUGGGUCGACCUCUGCGGCGCAUACUGCCAGGACAUACCCCCCAGCUUUCCCACCCCGCGCUCCUGGAAAACAUACCCACAGCCCUUCUCCCCCUUCCUCGCCAACUCCAAAUUCUCCUCCCCGCUCACUGCCGCCUUCAAGAAACGCAUGUAUCAACAUCCUGAAAUCGUCAGCAUAUUCGACGACCUCACAGCCUGCACCGCCUUAACAUCCUACGAAUCCAAACACCUCGGCCCCGACUACUGGCUCAAGUCGACCUUUGCCCCAUACGGGGCCUGGACGAAUCCUACAAUCCACAGACUGCUUACGCUAAGGCCACUCAGUCUAGAAUGUACCCAGGAAACGGUGAUUGCGGAGGUGUGCCGCGCGGGUGGACUGCUCUAUAUUGCGCCCAUUUGGCGGAAGUUUGGGGCGUCGCCGGCUCGUACUGCUGAUCUGAUAAAGCAUCUUAUGAGUACUCUGGAGACUUAUGUCGUCGAUUGGGGCGAGCUUCGGCCGUUUUUAUUGUGGACGAUGUUUUUUGGGUGUCUUGAAGCGCCGGCUGGAGACGAGCGCGAUUGGUUUCUUUUUAGAAUUGCGAAGUUGAUGAGGUCGUUGGAAAUGAAGUGGGCAGAUUAUAUGGCACCUGUUAGGGGUGUGAUGUUUCUUGAUGAAGUCUUUGCGGGAACCGACGGGUUUGUGAGGGCAGAGAUUGAGGAAUUCUUGUCACGUGUGUCGCAGGUCAAUAUUGUGUAGUGACGGUUGUGAAGCAAGGGGCAUGAUCCACUACAUGAUCACUUCCGAUAAUGGCGAAUGAAAGCGCCUACAUAGGAUAUCUUAUGAAAGCCUGACUCAAUCGGAAAUGGCCUCAAGACCCGCUUUUGCC